This is a messenger RNA of Emiliania huxleyi CCMP1516, 2101 nucleotides long. RefSeq lists its product as hypothetical. The record is from RefSeq and is a predicted model, not a curated record. Gene Ontology annotation, molecular function: ATP binding; DNA binding; DNA helicase activity. Lineage: Eukaryota; Haptophyta; Isochrysidales; Noelaerhabdaceae. Gene Ontology annotation, cellular component: nucleus. The annotation marks the transcript as partial. Gene Ontology annotation, biological process: nucleobase-containing compound metabolic process; establishment of sister chromatid cohesion. The transcript has 3 exons.
CGAGAACAGCUGCCCCUACUACGCGGCACGCGCGGCGCUCGACGAGGCGCAGCUCGUGUGUCUGCCGUACCCGUCGCUGCUCAACUCGGCGACGAGGCAGGCGCUCGGCGUCCGGCUCGGCGGCUCGGUGGUCCUGAUCGACGAGGCGCACAACCUCAUCGACACCAUCAACGAGAUGCACUCGGUCACGCUCUCUGCUCGCCACCUCUCCGAGUGCUCCGCCCAGCUGGCGCAGUACGAGGAGCGCUACUCCGGCCGCCUCAAGCCGUCCAACCGGACGAUGGUGCGCAGGCUCCUCUUCGUGGUCCGCGCGCUGCGAAAGGCGCUCACGCCGCCGCGCACUGCGAACGGCGCCGCCGCCGCCGCCGCGGCAGUGGAGCGGAUGAUCCACGUCAAUGCCCUGCUGAGCGUGUACGACCUCGACAACAUCAACCUUCUGGAGCUCAAGCACUUUUGUGAGAAGUCGUUGAUUGCAAACAAGCUGCAGGGCUUCGCCGAGAAGAGCCAGCGCGCGGCGGGCCCGGCGGGGCUCGCCGCGGGCGCGGGCGCGCAUGCGCGUGACGCGCCGCGUGUCACUCUGCACCCCGUCAUCGCUCUGCUCGAGGGCCUCGCCCACUCCGACAAGGACGCGAGGGUGCUGCUGCACGUCGAGCCGCUGCAGCCCCUCCGCCCGCCCGCCGCCUCCCGCCCCGACUCGUGGCUGCGCGUGCUCCACCUCAAUCCCGCAACCUACUUCGCAUCUGUCCUCUCUGAGGCGCGCCGCUGCGCCGCGCCGCGCGCUGCCCCAUCCGCCUCCCCGGAGCCUUGCCGGCGCCCUCCUCAGGCGCACGCCGUCGUGCUGUGCGGCGGGACGAUGCAGCCGUUCGAGGACCUGCGCCAGCAGCUCUUCACCAACCUGCCCCCCGGCCGGCUCCGCACCGCCGCCUACGGCCACAUUGUGCCGCCCGAGCGGGUGGCGCCAGUCAUCUUCUCUCGCGGCCCGCGCGGAUCGCCGUUGUCGUUCUCGUUUGGCAGCCGCGGCGCACCCGCGCUGAUGGACGAGCUCGGGGAGCUGCUGCUCGCGCUCGCUGCCACCGUGCCCGACGGGCUCGUCGUCUUCGUGCCCUCAUUCCAGUACGAGGCGCAGCGAUGGGCCGCGUACGAGGCGCAGCUCGUCGCGCGCUGGGAGGCGACGGGCCUCUGGGCGAAGCUCGACGCGCUCAAGCGCACCUUCCGCGAGCCCCGUGCGACGGCCGACCUCGACAAGGUGUUGAGCGAGUACGCCGCCACCGUCGCGCAGCGCGGCGGCGGCGGCGGCGGCGGCGGCGGCGGCGGCGGCGGCGGCGGCGGCGCGCUGCUCCUGUCGGUGGUGGGCGGCAAGAUGUCCGAGGGGAUCAACUUCUCGGACCGGCUCGGCCGCUGCGUCGUGAUGGUCGGCUUGCCGAACGCGAACCCGUACGAGCUCACGCUGCAGGAGAAGAUGGGUCACCUCGACGCCGUGCAGGGAGUGGGCGCCGGCCGGGCCUACUACGCGAACCUGUGCAUGAAAGCGGUCAACCAGUCCAUCGGCCGCGCUAUUCGCCACCGGGCUGAUUUUGCCGCCAUCGUGCUUGCCGAUGCGAGAUUCGUCAAGCCGACCGUCCGCUCCAAGCUGCCCGCGUGGAUCGAGCGACGUGUCGAGGCGCCGGACUCGUUCGAGGGGUCGAUGGCGGCGGUCGACCCGGCGUGGCCGCGGCCGUCAUCCUAUCCCAGGACUGUCCCCGCGGUCCUCACGCCCGAGGAGACGGAACUUCUUGCCAAGCUGUACUGGACCCUUAGAGCCCGCAACUUCUACGGCCGGGGUCGCGUCCCGUACUACUCGCUGCUCGAGCACAUGCGCCGCUUUGAAGAGCCGAAGCUCGCGGGGAUCGUCGAAAAGCUCCAGGCGAUAGCAACCAAGAUUUGCGGCGGUAGAGUCGUGAUGCACAACGACUUUUGGUCGAUGCGCGCCCACGGAUCACUCAGCCCGUUCGAGGCGCGACACCGCGACGACGACUUUUGGCUCACGGGCUACGGGGGCGGUUACGGAGGCGUCAACCUGUGGGUGAUGCUGCAGCAGGUGGAUACCCCAAGACACUUUUGA